Molecule: messenger RNA, 973 nt
Organism: Carassius carassius (crucian carp)
Lineage: Eukaryota; Metazoa; Chordata; Actinopteri; Cypriniformes; Cyprinidae
Product: adenosine receptor A1-like
Exons: 2
Coding region: 19-972 (317 amino acids)
Biological process (GO): G protein-coupled adenosine receptor signaling pathway
Cellular component (GO): synapse; dendrite; membrane
Molecular function (GO): G protein-coupled adenosine receptor activity
Source: RefSeq, a predicted model, not a curated record
UCAUAUUGGUUUCUCCUCAUGGCCUGGCUGAUCUACACCUCUCUGGAGCUGCUCAUUGCCAUGGCUUGCUGCCUGGGGAACGUGCUGGUGGUUUGGGCCGUGUGUUUGAGGCGGACCUUCCGUCAGCCUACCUUCUGUUUCGUGGUGUCUCUGGCCGUGGCUGAUUUGCUGGUGGGGGCGGUGGCAGUGCCCCUGGCUGUGCUGGUGGAUGGGUGGGUGGAGAUCCCGUUCCAAGCCUGUCUGGCGGUCAGCUGUGUGGUGCUGGUGCUGACCCAAGCGUCUGUUCUGUCUCUCCUGGCUAUUGCUGUGGACCGAUACCUACGGGUCUCAAUACCUCUCAGGUAUAAGGAGAUCGCCUCUGAGCAGCGCUCCUGGACGGCAGUGGUCCUGUGUUGGUUGAUAUCUUGUCUGCUGGGUUUCACCCCUCUCUUUGGUUGGCAUAAUGGCGAUUCCCAGUCCUCCCUGCUCCUUAACUCUUCUCAUAUCAACUGCACCUUCUUAGCUGUCAUCUCUCUGCCCUAUAUGGUCUACUUCAACUACCUGGGCUGUAUCCUACUCCCUUUAGCAGCCAUGACUCUUCUUUAUGCUCUGGUCUUCUACAGUCUGCGCAAACGCCUCCAGAGGGAAGACCAGACUAAACUUAGGGCUUUUCUAAUCAAGGAGAAGAGGCUGGCACGUUCUCUGGCUCUGGUUCUCCUGCUGUUUGCAGCAUGUUGGAUGCCUCUGCAUCUCAUGAACUGUGUAUUGCUCUCAACGGGUCCUCAAGGCGUCCCCCAGACCGCUUUCUAUGUAGGGAUACUCCUCUCUCACGCCAACUCAGCGGUGAACCCUGUGGUCUACGCCCUCCGUAUCGCAAAGAUCAGGGAGGCUUACCUGGAGAUCUGGAGACAGUAUGUUCUGUGCUGGAGAGGACAACGAGACUUCUCAAGCUCCUCAUGGAGAUCCCAGCCGGGAGAACUGGCCAUCAAAUGAC